AUGGAGGAUCUUCUGGGUAACUCCACAAGUUCGAAUAUUACUACAUUGUUGGCUGAAACAACAACAGCUUUAGUUCUGAAUUCAACAACAAGUAGUUCUACAACAACAUCGACAACUACAAUUCCACCAACAACAAGUUCGACAACUCCAAAAAUUACGACGACGACGACACAAAUUUUGACAACAACUACAGAAUACAUUAAAUGUGAGUGAGCUUUUCGGGAUUUUUGGGAAAACUUCGGGAUUCCUGAAAAACAUCAGGUCUGGUCCGAGUCAAACACUUCCAAUCCCCGCUAUUCAAACUGUAUUUCAGAAUCUAAAAAUGUUUUCUCUAUAAAAAUGUCCUUGCAGUGGAGAUUUUUAGGGUUUCUGAAAAAAUAUUUUUGAAAAAUUAAUGUCGCUCAAAAUUAAUUAACUCCACAAAAAAUUGUUUACAUUAUUUUGUCUCCAAGAUUUUUCAAAAUCGUUCAUUUUUCAGCGACUCCAAUUCCAGUGCCAGAUGUUCAUUCAACAACAUCAAUCGCAUUCAUUUCUCUCGUCGUUUUUCUUGUUGGCGUCGCUCUCAUCGCCAAAAUUGUGAUAAGUCAUAAGAAAAAGUGAGUUCUCCUCUCCUCCCUGAUCUUUCAAGUCUUGUGUUUUUUCCAGAAGACUUGAUUUAAUUGGUGGAACAGCUCGAUGGCGAAUAUCAGCAUCAUCGGCAUCUUCGAAUUCGAUAAAUCCUGGAUCAAAUCAAACGACGGCAACAUAUUUGCCAAUGGGAAGAUCGAAUCGAGCAUUGAGUCAACAACAACAACCAUUGACUAAUGGAUUGGAUAAUCCGGGACCUGAUCGAUUAGAUUGGGAACGACAAUUUUUCGAUGAUUCUGAAGCUACGGUCAGUUUGAAAUUUUCAAUUCUGCUAUGAAAUUCCAAAAAAACUUUCGGGAAUCAAUUUAUGAAACUAGGGAAAUAUCGAUCUGAAAAUAAGCCUCUAGCUAUUUUUUCUUCGUAUCAAAGACACUUUAAACUGUAACUUUCUGAAUCACUUUCCUUACUGAAAAAUUCAAUUUCAAGAAGAAUUUCCUUGAUAAAAUUCAAAUUAUGAAAUUUCUCAGAUCAAUGUUGAAAUUUAAUAAGCACAAGAAAAAGUGAGUUGUAAGCUGUUGUGAUUGUUUUCUCCUUCUUUCUCCAUGAAAAAAAAAUGAAUUAUCACAAUUAUUUCCAAUUCAUUUUCCAGACCCCAUCUCGCCUGCUGCUUCGAUAA
Molecule: messenger RNA, 1243 nt
Organism: Caenorhabditis angaria
Lineage: Eukaryota; Metazoa; Nematoda; Chromadorea; Rhabditida; Rhabditidae
Source: the annotation of a GenBank genome assembly